AUGGCUAAGCCACGGUGUGCUGAUGUCCAUAACGAUGAUAUUCUUCAUGCUAUGGAUACGGGCACCGUCCAUCGACGACCUCCAGCAAACGAAGCGAUCGAAUCCACCGGCAUCAUAAGAUUCAAUGGAACUCUGGGCACCCCUUCUAUAUAUCGUGGCAGCCCGUCUCCAGAAAUCGAUGCCACUUGGGAUAGGGUAGCUUUGAAUGCGCGUCAAAUCCGUAUGACCCGUGAGCAACUGCUCAGAACAGGGGAGAAACCUUCUCCGGCCAUGGUCAGGUAUCCGGAGGAAUACGGCGGAGGUUACAUGACAACUGUAGAAGUCAUUCACCAGCUCCAUUGCUUAGACAUGCUUCGCAGAGCCAGCUGGGGUGAUCAAUCCGCGGGUCAUGGCGCUCACGAAUCCCCCAAAGAGUUCCGCGUUCAUCUCGAUCACUGCAUCGAGAUGCUAAGGCAGAUCACCAUGUGUCGUGGCGACGUGACAAUGCUCACUUACGACUGGGUCAAGGGUGUCGAAAAUCCUCUUCCUAACUUCAACGUUCCUCACCGAGGUAGGAACUUGGAGAAGGUCUUUGAUUGGGUUGAUGAGCAUCGUGUUUUCAUCCCUAAUUCCAAAGUGGUCCGCUUGGAGGAUAACGUAGACCUGCCUUCCCCUCCUGGAUUAUAG
This is a messenger RNA of Suillus bovinus, 666 nucleotides long. RefSeq lists its product as uncharacterized. The transcript is spliced from 5 exons. NCBI's taxonomy places the organism in Eukaryota, Fungi, Basidiomycota, Agaricomycetes, Boletales, Suillaceae. Gene Ontology annotation, biological process: mycotoxin biosynthetic process. The record is from RefSeq and is a predicted model, not a curated record. Bases 1 to 666 code for a protein of 221 amino acids.